AUGCCUUCCACCAGAGGUGACAUCCCGGACAUCAUCUCACUGUCCUCGACAACGCUGAGAAGGUUCGCUGGAGCAAAAGUCGACCCUUACGUUCGCUAUGUCGCUUUCUUGCUCCUCCGCGAUCUCAAGAUCGGCAUUGCGGGUCAGCGGAACAUGAACAAUGCUCUCAGCAACCUUCCAGUUCAUCUGUCGGUCGCCCCAGCUGACAAGUUAUGCUUCGGUUGGGGUCCGUCGCACGUUAUCUAUGACCGGGCCGUUCACGAAGAUGAGGGUUCUUAUGAUCAUCUCGCCGUGAUGCUUGCCCUGACCGAGACAUUCCGUGAGACCUACGGGGCAUUGGUGCUGAUGGAGAUGUCGUCGGCGGCGGCAGGAGCAGCAGCAGGGCCAGACGAUUUCACGCCUCAUUUCGCCCAGUGGAAAGCCGCGCUGCAUGGGUGCAACGGCGCUCUUGCCUCGACGGACUUUGGACUCCUUGUGGAGGACUAUAUCCAACUAUACCCCUAUACCAUCGUCAACCUGGGCCGCUUGGAAUCCCUGAUCCCGCCUAAAGUGGUUGCUGAGGCGCUGUCUGCACUCCUCGAAGUUACCAGCGGAAGACAAAGCAAGGUCACGUUUACCGGAAGUGCGGUCACCGGCUGGAUAGGCGCGUUGGCCGAAUGGCUCUGUGAUCUGCCACUCGCCGUGUACCAGACGGGUGGACAGCAACUUCGCCGAACGCACACAGACAAGGAGCCCCAGAUAACACUGGUCUUCGUGGAGAAACCCGGCCUCACGUUUUCUUUUGAAAAGAGAGAUUUAGGUUCGCCUAGAAUUGCUGACUUGUCGCUCGUAGACAGGACUUAUUCUUCGGCGGUGCACGCAACUCCAUUCGGAGGUCGAGUGGCAUGGCAGUCCCUCCUUCCCAGAGUGUUUGGCAAGAGCUUUCAUUACCUCGACCACGAUGAGUCGAGAGCCUUUGCGACCAUGAUGGGUAGUGCUGCUAAAAUGUUUGAAGGCCUUGCUCUCGGCAGAGGGCACGAAGAACACAACGACCUCGUGUCAACCCAGAACCAGAAUAACAGCGCAUCCUACGGUGCCGGGUUAAUCGUCACCUUGACGAAUUGGCUUCCUGAACUUCGCCGCUUUGAGGGAAGAAUGGAGAAGCAGCUGAAGUCGUCCCACGAGAACGCGGCGGCAACCUACGUCGAACAGCUGACAAGGAUUAGAAAGGCCUGCCAUUGUGGCAUCUGCACAGCAAAGGAGCACCUUGUGGACGGCCAAGAUGGCGUGCCGCCGUCUCAUGGCUACUGUCUCGCCGUGCUGGUCGAGACCAUCAUCGCUCUCGGGCUAUCCUUGUCCAGAAUGACAGUAGCACCGCGACUGUAUCCCACACGGUCCGGAAUCCAAAGCUUCUACCUUGGCCAGGUCUCCAAGCGGCUGGAAGCGCGGGGCAUGCACUGGAAAGAACACUUCAAGAUCGUGUAUGGGAACGAAUGGAACGCCCCGGACGCCCGCCGACUUCAGAAUGCCAUCCAGGUCUUUACGGGGUCGAGGCCGACGACGAACAUUCCCGAGAACCUCGUGGCCAUCUCACAUGAAGGCAUCUGUGCAUACUUUGUGGCCAUGGAAAAGGGCUAUUCGUCAGAAAACGUCCAGCAAGUGCAGCUGAUCCGCGUCGUCAGUGGCAGCAUCAACGUCGGCGAGAAGCUGUUUGAUAGGGCAAGCCUUGGGGCCCUUACACGAGCUGAUCCGGACGACCCGUGGGAAGAGUUGAAUUAUGACCACUUGCCCAAGCCGGUGUUCUGCAAAUGA
This is a messenger RNA of Exophiala spinifera, 1791 nucleotides long. RefSeq lists its product as uncharacterized. The record is from RefSeq and is a predicted model, not a curated record. The transcript has a single exon. The coding region runs from base 1 to 1791 and encodes 596 amino acids. NCBI's taxonomy places the organism in Eukaryota, Fungi, Ascomycota, Eurotiomycetes, Chaetothyriales, Herpotrichiellaceae.